Molecule: messenger RNA, 2383 nt
Organism: Rhagoletis pomonella (apple maggot)
Lineage: Eukaryota; Metazoa; Arthropoda; Insecta; Diptera; Tephritidae
Product: putative ferric-chelate reductase 1 homolog
Exons: 10
Coding region: 57-1991 (644 amino acids)
Molecular function (GO): oxidoreductase activity, acting on metal ions
Source: RefSeq, a predicted model, not a curated record
UUUUUGCAGAAUUAAACACACAAUCCCUUAGUAAUUAUUUCAAAAAGUAGUAGAAAAUGAUUGAAAUCAGUAGACGAACUUUGGCGCUGAGUAUGGCGCUAAUAGCUACUAUACAGAUGACAUUAUGGACACCAAUAAACAGUUUACCUCAAGGUGCACCGGAAACGGUGUGCGACACAAUGUUGCCGUUCCACGGUGGUGGCAUUCCGCCUUCGAGUUCGUUGCCGCCGUUCCGAAUAGAAACGUCGUCGUUGGUAAUUGGCCAAGGGCAAACAAUGCGUGUGGACAUUACCGGCGUUCCACCUGGCUUGAGUUUCGGGGGAUUCAUGGUGCAGGCACGCAACCGAAACUCGCCCCAUCAAAUUAUUGGUCAAUUUAAUCCGUCAUCCGAUGGUCGGGCCAAGCUAAUGAACUGCGAAGACUCUGUUGGAAACUCGGCAACGCACACAAAUCCGGGACCAAAACAAUCCGUAAGCUUAGAAUGGCAGUCUCCGGUCGACUUCUUGGGUGAAGUUGUCUUUAACGCAACUGUGGCCCAAGCAUACGACUCAUUUUGGGUCGGUAUACCAUCGAGUCCCGUACAAGUCGUGCGGCGCGAAACAGCUGGGGCUUAUCCUCAGACCACACGCCUACCUUAUGUAACACCUCCGCCGCGUGGAGUUUACGCACCACAGACAGAAGUACCGACAGUGAGAGAGUCCCAGGAAGAUCCUUUCUACUCGGAAUGUGGUCGAAGUAAAACUUGUUUCGGCUUUCCGAAUGGCUGCAUCGAGGAUAAGUCUUGUAAAUCAUUAUCGGCCAUAACGGUACGCGGUGAUGUGUAUGAAUUCGAAAUGAAAUCGGGACGUGAUGGUGCCGCUUAUAUUGCAUUGGGACUUUCGGAGGACGCUAAAAUGGGCGAAGAUCUGGUAACCGAGUGUGUGCCACAGAACGGCAGGGUGAAUUUGUACUCAUCCUACACAUCGGGCGCACCAAAUUAUGGUUCCAGCAGAGCCAAUGUGCCACAAAACGGGGCUCGUCUACUUCAAUCGUCAGUCAUUGAUGGUGUCAUCUAUUGCAAAGUGCAGAGGGAUGUGGUCACUCAGGUGCGGGGCAAACGAUUCGAUUUGCUCAAUAAUAAAUAUCACCUUUUGCUAGCAGCUGGCACGGCACUGAAAGAUAAUAGUGUUGGGUACCACGACAUCGGCCGCUUGCCAUCUGGCAGUCCGAUAAAUUUGGCAGUCGUUCAGGCCCUGACCGGUUCAUCUACGUUGCUGUUGCGUUUGCAUGGCGCCUUCAUGGUGAUUGCAUGGAUCGGCACAACGUCAUUGGGUAUUCUAUUAGCCCGUUAUUUCAAGCAAACCUGGGUGGGCAAACAGACUUGUGGAAAAGAUCAAUGGUUUGUGUGGCAUCGCGUUUGUAUGGUCACCACCUGGUCACUGACGGUUGCUGCUUUCAUUAUUAUAUUUGUUGAAAUUGGCGAGUGGUCAGGGGAGCGUAAUCCACACGCUAUUCUUGGCACUAUAACGACCAUCAUUUGUUUCAUUCAGCCAAUAGGAGCUCUCUUCCGGCCAGCACCGAAUUCCAAAAAUCGGCCAAUUUUCAAUUGGGCUCAUUGGCUGGGCGGCAAUCUGGCCCACAUAUUGUCGAUUGUCACAAUAUUCUUCGCUGUCAAGUUGUCUAAGGCUGAGCUGCCCGAGUGGAUGGACUGGGUGUUGGUGGCGUUCGUGGUGGUGCAUGUAAUUGUUCAUUUAAUCUACUCAAUAGCCGGUUGCUUCUCGGACCGCCAGCAGGCGCAGCAGGCUAAUGCCUUUCAAAUGAGCGAUAUGGGGCACCAUGGCAUGCGCAAUGGCCACAGGAUGGACCACAAACUGGACGCACCGUAUGCCAGUUUUCGCAAGGGUCUUUUGGCAGCCUAUACUGUAAUACUGAUACUUUUUGUUGUUGCCCUGGUGCUAAUAGUGGUACUGGCUCCAAUCGAAGAAACUGUCGAUCAACUUAGCGGCAACUGAACAAUUUUUCAUCCGUAUUAAGGGCCAUUGAACGUAUUCAUACAUAUAUGUACAUACAUACAUACAUACAUAUGUAACUGAAGAAAUCGACAACCUGAAAACAAUAAAUACCAAGGGAACAUGCUCAAGUCUACAAGAUGUGGAACACACACACGCUAGUGCUAUGCUAAGCCUCCAUGCAAUUUAAGCUAUAUAGUAUGUAUAUGUAUAUUUGUUUAUAAUUCGUUGUACUUGUACCUCAAAGCAUUUUUAGCGUAAGAUUUUACUAUGCUUAUGAACAUACAAUCAUUUACCAUACAUACUUUUAAUAUUACCGUUUAUUGUUUUAUCAAGAGAUUUAUUGUAAACUGUUGAAAUAAUUUAUUCCAAAUAAAAAUUUUAUUUUAUACAGA